AUUCACCUGUUCCUCUUCAACAGAUUUAAUCAUGUACGGAUCCCGCAGAACUUUAUUCAUCGCCAUUCUUUUAAUGGGCUCCAUUUUCGCGUUAUUUUGUACUGAUGGGGAUUUUUGGCGUAAAACUUCACUACCGACAUUGAGAUUCUCAAAUUGCUGCCGUGACCCAGAGAUCCCAGACUUUCCCAAACCAAAUAUCGGGCCUUUUCGCAAUGAGAAUCCAACACCCUGUACCUGCCAAAACACUAUGCCAGCAAACCAGUUUGUGUCAAAAGAUGAGCUGGACGACCUGCAGAAACGCCGGGCAGAAGAGUUCAGACAACACCAGAUCAGAUCAGGAAAAGAAAAUGAUGUUCUUAUUCUCGUACCGGCCAACACCCCGCUCCAGUAUCCAAUGAGAGGAUUCAGAGUGACUCCCAUGAAUAAAACACUCAUUCCUGGUCUAGCUCUGCAAACACAAAAGAGAGCGGUUUACAAGGUUUCUCUAAGGGUGCAGAAAGGAGUGCUUUCAGUGAUGAAUGUCCAGGAAGGAGAGCAGGUGGACGGCCAGAAUGAGAAACAUCUGAGCAUCUCAUCCAGCAGCCUCCAACAGCUCAACGACCUGCUGAGCAGACUGACCUACACCAGCACCAUCUACCACAUCAAGACCGAAGACCUUGCAUACUUCUCUUUUGAGAAUCAUGAGGUCAUAUUCCCCAUUGAGAUCAGACGUUUAUCAGUUCCUGUUCUGUUUGACCUGGGAAAAGAUGUGAACUCUCAGGUGACUGUGCUAAUUAAAGCAUUUCUGCGAUACAAAGAACUAAACGUCCUCAUCAACAGUAUCCGUCAGAACUACCCAAAAAUAAAGAUCAUUGUUGCUGAUGACAGUCUGAACCCAGAGAAGGUGGUCGGUGACAAUAUAGAGCACUACAUAAUGCCCCCGGCACAGGGCUGGUUUGCAGGCAGAAAUCUGGCAGUGUCGCAGGUCACAACCAAAUACUUCCUGUGGGUGGAUGAUGACUUUGUGUUCCUCAAUGAGACGCGCAUUGAGAGCUUUGUGAACAUUAUGGAAGCCGUUCCUGAACUAGAUGUGGAAGGCGGCUGUAUCACGCGUGUCAGUCGUACCCAUGCACCCCUGCCGGGUUUCGAUGGCUGCUUCUUUGCAGAUGGAGUCGUCAACUACUUCCUGGGCCGGACGGAGGCUGUGCGGAGGGUCGGUUUUGACCCGUUCCUCAAAAGAGUGGCUCACACUGCAUUUUCACUUUCAAGGCAGAAAACUCACGUGGUGUGGAAAUUUGCCAUGCUGCAACUGCCCCGACACGAAGUCCAGGCCCUCCAGUAUCCCAUCACCCCCUGCGACUAUCCAAGCUGUCACGGCAGGCUGGGCCGCGGACGUCUGUGCCAGGGCGCGGCAGGACUGGAUACGGCUCCUCCUCCUCCUCCAAGCUGCCCGUAUGUGAAGCUUCUUGCCGUUAGCCGGAAGGAUGCUUCAGUGAGGACAGAAGCACAUUGCCAGCAGAUGGUACGGCUCACAUCCAGACCUGACCUGAGCUUUUAG
Messenger RNA from Cyprinus carpio (common carp), 1537 nucleotides. Its product is annotated as beta-1,4 N-acetylgalactosaminyltransferase 1-like. The transcript is spliced from 14 exons. The record is from RefSeq and is a predicted model, not a curated record. Bases 32 to 1537 code for a protein of 501 amino acids. Gene Ontology annotation, biological process: UDP-N-acetylglucosamine metabolic process; UDP-N-acetylgalactosamine metabolic process. Lineage: Eukaryota; Metazoa; Chordata; Actinopteri; Cypriniformes; Cyprinidae.